Messenger RNA from Ochlerotatus camptorhynchus, 6270 nucleotides. RefSeq lists its product as uncharacterized. The transcript has 6 exons. The coding region runs from base 1288 to 2232 and encodes 314 amino acids. Lineage: Eukaryota; Metazoa; Arthropoda; Insecta; Diptera; Culicidae. Gene Ontology annotation, biological process: motor neuron axon guidance. The record is from RefSeq and is a predicted model, not a curated record.
UGAAUGUGCAACUAAAUCGGUCGGACCGCUACGGACGCACAAAUUCGCGGUUGCUCUGCUUCUCCCGCGGUUGAUCCUCCCGCAGUUCCGCGCUUCGUUACCGAGUGUCAUUUCAAGGAUCGUGUAGAGGUGUUCUUUUUUUUCGGCAUAUUGGAAGAGUUAAUCGAGUUUCCAGGCCCUUGAUACUGUGUGCCAAUCAAACGGAUCAAUGCAAAUUCAUCUCAAUUAGGUUCAAUUUGUGUGCGAGUUGUUUUCCAAGGCAACUAGAGGCGAGAGACUGAAAAGUCGCAUCAUCAUUCUACCUCUGUGCCACCUGUAUGUCUGGUGUUGCUACAUAAGGGAAAACCUGAACCAGUUAGCUGUCUGGUCUGGUGCGGUGGCCGAGUAGGGAUUCCCACCGAGCGGAUUUACGACGUCGAAUUUCCGCAGUUUGGUGGCAGACAAACCGUAAACAUUACCACCACCAGCUCCGAGGCAGGCGGGAGGCCAAAGUUCGUCCGGUUUGGGCCCGGUGUGAGUGCGUGUGUGUCUAGGAGGGACGCUCCGGACGCUGGGAAGAUAUAUAAGUUAGUUUGUUUUAUUUGGAAGUCAUUAAUCACAGCAGGAAGCAUCCGUGUUUGCCGUGCCCUGACUUGCUCUCCCAUAGGGAGUUGAUUUACGCGGAUGUUUUGCUACAGUUUAAAUACCGGUGGAAAAUAGCAGCGUAGCCCUUUCUCGGUUCUAAGGUCGAGGAUUUAGAGGGGCAUCAUCAAGUGCGAGUGCAAGUGUGCUAUAUAUCUAAGUCGAAUUGCAGCCAAAGUGAGAAACGAAGAAUUUUCCCGUGUGUUUCAUGCGGGAUGCCAGUGCAAGUGGGCCCGAUGUGAGCUAGAGGAAAACGGGUGAAAAUUUAUGUAUGAUACCUUUCUCGGUGCACUUAAUUUCAAGGGAACCACUCUAGACAUCGUGACCAGAGCGAGAGGAGAACCCGUGACGUAUAAACAAAUGUGAAAAUCUCGGUCUUAUCUUCCCUGCAACGAGGAGAUAAAAAAUAAGUACAAUCUCCUUCCGGCUGGAGUCCUGUUUAUCGCAGUCGAUAAAAAUUAAAUCGUAAAAACCAAGCUGUGAAAAUGAUGAUUUAUUUUACACGCCACUGAAAGAUCGAAUCAAUCUCCAUCAUGAUGGCGAAACACACCACACACCAGUAAACAAAUAAUCACAACAAUUCAAGACGGAAAAUAAAACCAACCCAAACGGAAAACGAAAUCAAAUCUUCCAAUCGAACCAAGCUCCGGUAGAACGGAAUAUGAAAUGUGGUGUUUGCUAGUGCUGCUGCAGAUCUUUCUUGUAAAAGAAACAGCCUUCGGAAUCAAGCUGUUGGAUGUACGAGUGCCUAAACACACCGUCAAGGAUCUCCCGGUUCGACUCGAGUGCCACUACGAGAUGGAAGGCGAUGCGCUGUAUGCGGUCAAGUGGUACAAAGACGGCAACGAGUUUUACCGCUUCGUGCCACGAGAUGAUCCGCCCAUCCAGGUUUUCGACCUGAAAGGAAUAAAUGUAGACGUACAAAAUUCAUCCAACGACCAUGUCGUGUUGGAUCCAGUCGAGCUGGCUUCCAGUGGGAAGUAUCGAUGUGAAGUAUCAGCCGAAGCUCCAUCCUUCCAAACCGUGUCCGAACAUACGGAGAUGACAGUCGUAGUUCUUCCCGAUGAAGAUCCGCACAUAACGGGUGGGAAGCCCCGCUACCAGAUUGGUGACUACGUGCGGGUUAACUGCACUUCCGGUCGGUCCAAACCCGUAGUACAACUGUCCUGGUACAUCAACAGUGAUCAGGCAGACCAAUCACUGAUACGAAAGUAUGAGCCCAUAAUUUCCGGCCCAGACAAGCUGGAAACCUCCAUCCUCGGGUUGGAGUUCCGUGUCAAGCCAAAACAUUUCAAGCGAGGCGACAUGAAACUGAAGUGUCUCGCCACGAUCUCGACCGUCUACUGGAAAAGCAACGAGGAAAGCGUCGAAGGCGACAAACCGCAAAAGGCCCCGAUGCUGGAAUCGCGGAAGGCUGUCGCUUCCAACACCCGGGCGGAUCGCGUUCAAGCUCACAACGGCGCGCAAAGCAAAGGUCCCAGCAGCAACAUGUGGACGACACUCGCUGCUCUUUUCAUCGUCAUCGUGGCAUCGUCGUCCGUCAGUGGCGCUUGUAGCACAAACUUGCUCCAGAGGCAGCGCCACUUUAGCAGUCAACUAGCCCUUAGGUAACUAGAAAUCAUCGAACCUACCGAACGAGCUCGGUACACACACACAGACACAUACACGCCACUAACUGAACAAAUGUAAUUCAAUUAAGUAAAAAACCAAAAUUUUAACUUAAAAGUACUACUUAAGAGGUUAGGAUUCAUUCAAUUCAGAACAAAAUUCAAUUGGAAGAUUAGGUGAACAUAAGCAAGUUUCAAAGACGAGGUUAGGUUUUUAUCUUCAGAGAAAUGUAUGCGUGAGAGAGAUAGUCAGAGUGAUUGAGUAAAAGUAUGAACGGGAGAGUGAAGUUCCUUACCGGACUGUUGUUUUAGAUAAUUAAGUUAUGGAAAAAUUAAAUAAUUCAAGAUGGAUUAUUAUUACGAAUAUAUACAUGUAGCAACGAUAUGAUGAGGGUAGUGAGGAUGAGCAGUUCCAUAACUGGCAUGCAGCGAACGAGACAUAGGAUUACGUGACAAGUCCGGAAAAGCGAGAAUAGAAUGUAAUUUAUUUAAAAUGGCGAAACUUUCCCAUUUCGUACCCAUGCAAGUAAAUCAAAUUAUUUUGACUUCAAACAGUAGCUAGCAAGCAAAGGCGAUGGGAUUAGAAAAAGAGGAGCGGCGGUAAACCGGAAGCUCCGACACUAAUGAUUUCAUCGAGGUAAAUAUCUUCAUUCGUUACGAGUCCGACCAAACCCGCACGAUAGAUAGCUAUACACUUUCAGUUGAUUUAGACAAAUAGCAUUAUCAUUUCAACGUACUCUGUAAAUAAAGCCGAUUUGCGCCCUACUUGAAACCACCUCCCUCCUUUCUUGAUCAUCCAUCGUAAGGGUGUUGUAUAACAUUUUUUAUUUAGAAGCCCCAUUCCUUCACAGGAAAUGGCGAGAAGCGUGCACGAAAUCAGGAAAUAGAUUUUCCUUCUCCUUUCCGAUCUUUCCAACUCUGGGCCCGACCAAAUCCAACUACCGCAACUCAUUGCGUGUUUGUUUCAAACACCUUCCUAAAGCCAACCCCCCGUGUAAAUCUAAAUAUCGUAAGGCAAACCGAAAACCACCGCACAUCCUUUCCCUCACCCUCCCUCCCGGGAUAGGAAAAAGUAUUUCCCUCCAUUCAUUGCGACGGUGCUGAUUUUCGCUGCCAAAACCGAACUCAACCGUGCUGCUGGAAAUUUAAAAAUUAAAUUCGACAUCAUGCUGUCGAUAGCUGUUACCGAUGAAAUAUUGAAAAUAAUACUGUUAUUCGGAUCCCAAAAACCGUAAAAAGCUACCGCAGAUACAGUUACCGGAACCCACCUCCACACGGGGCCCAGAAUGGCACUCGCACAACACAAUGAAACCCACGUUUAUGUCGUUGAAUUAUGGGCUGCCGGCCUGAAUCUGUUCCGAUCGAGAGGGAAGCGUGGGGUGAAACAGGAAGGUUGAUUAAAUUACUUAUUGAUUACAAUUCAGAAACUCGGGCUAGCCUUAAUUAGAGGGAAGGUUCACGGCGGAUCCAAUUCUAUUCUGUGAGCUGUAAUAUGCUGGUGUGUCCGCAUAUUCAAAUUUAAAUUUAAGGUAUUUAAUGCAUUAUAACCAGUGCUGAUAUUGACAAAAUUGUUCGUCACAUAGUCACUGACAGAGUUGAUCCUCAAAAAAACCUUCGUCAAAAUCGUAUUCAUUUUUUCGUCAUUGACAAAGAUUUACCUGGUCACAUUAUUGUUAUCCAAGCAGAUCAGGACGUAGAUGCUUGUUCACUUUAGCGGCUCCAUGUAAUUGUGUUGCUCAAGUGAUUUAAUUUCGUUACAAAUUUUGUUAAUAAAAAAAUCUACACAUGUUCGUCAUAGACAAUUGACAUGGUUUACCUUGACGAUGACUGUUACAGGGUGGCCAGUAAACUGGGAAAACCGGGAAAUUUACCAUACCAUAGGAACAAAUGAUUUCACCAGAAUUUCCGAGUAAUCCAUUAAAACAUUUAAUGGUAAAAAAUUCAAUCACUCAGUAAUAUUUCAAAUUGAUUUUUGUCGUUUCAAUUUCAGAUGCAAUGCGCCUUAAAAUAAAAUAUUGAUGAUGCUGGACUUUGGAAACGAAUAUUUGUAAAAACCGAAUCUGAACUAUUCUUUUCCGGGGUGUUAAAUUUUCGUUAUUGAAAAUUCGAUAUAAAUUCCAGAACUAACUUGGAAUUCUGCUCUGAAUUAUCAUGGAAUUCUUCUGGAAUUAACCAGAAAACACUCCGCGUGUAAUUACCGUUGAAUUCAUGUUGAACUUCCUUGAAACCUCUUUUAGCCCUGUAACGUGGGUAGAUCCCCUUUUCGUGGUACGUUACGGGAUGUAAGAUCUACCACCGAUUCCUAGUCCUGACUACUCCAAACUAGGGGAACAGGAUUUUUAAGUAAUCCAAGGAACACAUCUUGUUACUUUAGAUAGUGACAAGACUUGGCUUUGUCCACUGAGGAUGAUCUUGAAACAAGAAAAAAAAAUGAGUUAGGUAGUCUUCAUCUAUGUGAUUUCUAAUCUUCUAUUCGUUGGUCUCUAGUUUGAAGUGGUUAAAACUAGGGUUCUGAUGCAUGGUCAUUAACGGUGUGUCAUUCCUUAAUUUUGUUGCUAAGGAAUCCAAUUUUGAGUGACAAAGUGGGAGGGUGUUUCAACACUCUGAAGGGUAUAAAUAGCGGGACCUUUCAAUUAGAGUCGGAUCCUUGCGAUAAAUGCAAGAAUGACAACUGUAAAAAAAAUCGAAUACUUCAUCAUUUCUCAAUAGUGAUGGAGUAAUAUGACAUGCACUAAACUAAAGACACGGGAUAUACUACAAUAGAUCAAAUUACAGGUCACAAUGGUGUUAGGUCCCGAACAGAGGAAAAAAAACCCUUCUAAGAAUUUGAUUGGAAUCCUUCUUAAAAUUCUCUUGAACUUAUUCGGAGACUUUGAUUCCUUUGAAAUUCUUUUCAAAAUUUUCUUUUAAUUCUAUUCAAAGCAGCAAAUCUUUUGAAAUUUUAUUUAGAAACCCCUUGAAGCAUUUUAAAGAAUUUCCUUUUAAUUAUCAGCAUUUUUUUGCAAUCAAUUUUGUUGAUAACAGAAUAUUUCACACUAGGGUUGAAAUUAUCCCCAGAACACUAUUAGAAAUCUGUUCCUUGUUGAAUUUCCAUCAUAAUUCUCUUAGAAUUCUCCUUCAAAUUCAUCUGUCAUUUUCCUCAAGAUCCCCGUACAAAUCUCCUCAGAAUCACACACUUAGAAAUACUGAAACAUACACGUGACGGAAUCCAUAUUUGACAUAAAGGAUGAGACGUAAACAAACAUGUCAUGUAAAAUGAAGUGCUUCGAGACUGAAAAGUUCGAAAGUACGUUUGAUUGAGCUGAAUUUUGCGUUUAUUAUGACUCAAUUUUAUGUAAAAAUUGAUGCUUGUAUAUGUCAGUCUCAGAGCACCUAAAUUUACAUCAAUUUUUCUAAGUGUGCACGUAGGAAUUUUCCUUUAAGUUUUUUUUUUUCAAAACUCCUUUUGAAAUCAUCUAAAAUUACCUCAGAAUUUACUUAAGAACUUGCAUUCCUCUCCACAGAAAUCACUCCAAAUUCUUCUAUCAAUUUUCUCUUUAUGUCAGAAUAAUGCUCCUGUGAAAAUUAUGUGGGAAUCCUCCUCAAUAUUUGUUUGAAAUAAACAAUGUCAAUACUUUUAAAUUUCACUAAAAAUUCCAAGUCACAAAAAGUCACUAUUUCUUAAAAUUUUAUCACUAUAGUCACUUUUUAUGACUUAUAUUAAGAGUAAUGUAUGAUGUAUGAUAAUUGUCUACCACUCAUUGAGGCACGGAAACUUAGUCCGAAAGCAGAGAGCGCUUCUCACUGUUUGAUUUGAUCAAGCUUAAUAACCUCUGAUUAUCUUCAACAUGUCACUGUAUGAAAGGCCGAAAACGGUUUUGAUGGAUCGAUAGGUAAAUUCACCUUUACGCCUCCACAGGAUGAUAGAGAAUCUCCUUCACAAGCUCAAAACACGAGCCGUCCAACAGAAGGAUACCCCAAUGAGUGUGGAGAAGCCCUUUCCACGAGAUGUUAACAACAGGGAGUUGACAAUUUCACUCUCCCCAUCAAAAUCGCUUCAAUU